Diaporthe batatas is the source of this 5397-nucleotide messenger RNA. RefSeq lists its product as uncharacterized. Bases 1544 to 3790 code for a protein of 748 amino acids. Gene Ontology annotation, cellular component: cytoplasm. The record is from RefSeq and is a predicted model, not a curated record. Gene Ontology annotation, molecular function: oxidoreductase activity. The transcript has 7 exons. Lineage: Eukaryota; Fungi; Ascomycota; Sordariomycetes; Diaporthales; Diaporthaceae.
CCCCACCCGGUCUUUGUCUUGUCCAGUCUUGUCCUGUCCUGCCAGUUUCUUGUCGCGUCAAAUUGGUGCUUGCCAAUGUCAACCAAGAGAAAACGGGAGCCACACCGUCCCGCGUCCCCGUCGCGGUACCCAUGCGGCCUGUGGCCACCGUUGGACAGGUAGCUCUGUGCUGUGUGUGCUGGCGGUUCCAGUCUAGCCCACUCCCAAUCUGCUCUGCUCCUCUGGCCCUCAGGCGGGGUCGGUCCCCAGUCUCUGGUCUCCAGUUCUCUCUGCUCUCCUUGGGAUACCUAGCCCUCUCUGCCUGCUCGCUGCCCAGGUACCACCACCCGCAGACAGGCCUUGCUUCCAUUCUUCCUUGGCCUUCUCCUCGUCGCCUGCCUACCCGCCUGCUCGUGCUCCCGCCAGACACGUCCACGUCCACGCUCACAAACCACACAUUCCGUACAACUCAACCUCUCGCACCCACGGCGGAUCCUAGCCUCACACGCCGGCCCAACCCAGCCAGACGAAGCUCUCUGCUGCACACACAGCUGGACGCUGCGGUGUAUUUGUGGAAGGAAGGACUCGUAUACUCGUCACGCACGCAGCCGCAGCCGCCGUUGCAUUCACUGUCGCUGUUUCCUAGAGCUUACUUCAGGGCCGGCCUCCACGCUUGCUUGGGCCGACCACAGACACAUCCUUGCCCUCGACGCCAGCCCAAAACGCUCGUUACCUUUGCUCCCUGGCUCCCUGGCUCUCUGCCUCUCUGGGAUACCGCACAGGUACCUCGAGACCUUACACCGUUGAUCCUGACCGCUGCACGCCGCCAACUCGUCCCAAGAGGACAGGAGGAACAAGCCCGCUAACCACACCAGGGCACGGCACUCAGAUAAGGCGCUGUCCAACGCUUGCCACUCGUUCAAAGCCACCCUUUUGUUUCUUUGCCUUGCGCACCUCUCGGGCCUCAGCUUCAUUGCUGCACCGUCGUUGCUCUAGUCCCACCGGGGCUUGUCCUAUCUGCGCCACCCAUCGUCCGCAAGACCCGCACCCGUCGUGCUUCCAUACCUGUCACCCAACGCUCGUUCACCGCCGCACAACCCGUCACGAAGCCCGCGUGUGCCGAAUGGGUCCUGCGUUGACACACCCAGCCCCGUCCCGAUAAGCCAUCACCCACACAGUCGCCUGCGUCCGACCAAGGCCACAUCAGCAUACAAUUCGCGGUGGAAGAGGGAGAACCAAGGAAGGAGGCACUCAGGGUUGCCGCGCGGAGACCUGGGGACCGGCCACCAAAAUCGUGAGACGCACCGACGAGCAAAAUCGCCAGGGCAGAUCCGAACUCCUCAGCCCAACCCAGCCACAGCCCACUUGGCAAGGGAGGUGCAGGCCUCGCGUCUUCUAGUCGUGGUACCGGGCUACUUCCAAAGCGGCAAACCUUCCGUCUUGCUGAUCGCGAGAGCUCUGCUGCAUACCAACCCCGAGCAGGCCCCCUGGCCCGGCUGUACAACUGCACUGCACCCUCAAGACUCGGCCUCUCACUAGGCCAAUUGCAAGAGGGCCGCUAACCAUGGCUCCCGCAACGCCCCGUCUCAAGAUAUUAUCAGUGGGUGGAAAUGCCGUCUCUGCUUUCUUAUCCUGGAGGUUACAGGCAACCAACGCCUGCGACGUAACUCUUGUUUGGAAAUCCGGCUACGAUCACGUAGCUCAGUAUGGCAUCUCUUUCAAGUCACAAGUGUUUGGGAAUGAAAGGUUCAAGCCACGUCGGGUGGUCAAAUCACCCGAGGAGGCCGUCAGCCGCAAGGAUGGCCACUUCGACUACGUUGUCCUCUGCGUAAAGGCACUACCGGAUGUGUACGACCUAGCCUCGGUGAUCGACUCAGUCGUUGUGCCCCAGCAUACUUGUAUCCUGGUGAACACUACCAACGCGAUAGGCGUCGAGGCGGCCAUAGAGGAGCGGUAUCCCACAAAUGUUGUCCUCUCCCUGGUCGCCGGUGCGGAUCUCACACAACUUGGUCAGAGCGAGUUCGAGCACAAAGGAUCCACAGAACUUUGGAUCGGACCGGCCAAGAGAAACAGCGAGAUCCCGGCGACUAUACAAGACGACAUGUCUUCGGCUCUUGCUAUGACCUUAAGUACAGGCCAGGUCGACGCAAAGGUGUCGCCGAACAUCCGGCAACAGCAGUACGAACGAGUGAUAGGUCCCAUCGCUUUUCAUCCUGCCAGCGUUCUCUUCGAGACUUCGAGCUACUCCGAACUCCUGGCAAAGCCCGCCGUCAAGACCCUGAUAUUUGGUGUGAUCGAAGAGUUGCUCGAACUCGCACAUGCCCAAGGCUGCAAAUUUGACGCCGAGUACAAACAGAAAGUUGUCGACGACAUGUUGAAGCAGACGGGGACGGAUAGUAUAAUGUGGCAGGACUAUCAGGCUCGGCGGCCCAUGGAAGUCGAAACAUAUCUUGGUUCUCCAGUGAACCUGGCAAAGGAGGCUGGCGUCAAAGUGCCUCGGAUCGAGACCCUGUACGCGAUGCUGCAUCACUUAAACGUGGUCAAUCGAAGCAGGCCAAAGGUAGACACAGUCGCAGCAGCAGGGCCACCACCCCCUUCAGGUUCGCCCACGUCUAUGGCCUUCCCCUCACCGAUGCCUCGUAUGUCAAUGCAACCACCGCCGCGUGGCAUGCCACCUAAUGGUAUGCCCAAUGGAAAUGGCAUGCCGGGACGGCCACGACCCCGAGGUGCUUCGCAGCUAGGACCGCCUCCUGGCAUGCGUCGCCCCUCUUCUAACGCCGGGCCGCCCAACGGAUAUGGACGGCCGCCGAUGAACGGACCGAACGGGUACCCUCGCCAGCAAUCCAGGCGAGGAUCCAUGGAUGGGGCCGACCUGGAGGAAUUCAGCCAUCUCGUGCUUUAUGACGAUAUCCCUGAAGGAGGCGAAGGGAACCUUGAUCCAUCAGACUUGGCUACCAGAGAACGUGAACUGCAGUUAAGGCAGCGUGAGCUGGCCUUAAGGGAGCAAGAGAUGCGGAUGAGGCGAGGCCCCGGCCCAGGCCCCGGCCCCGGCCCAGGCCCGAUGGGGCCGCCAAUGGCAGGUAGGCGCGGACCCCCACCGAGGACGAUGAACGGCGGGGCUGGAGGAAUGUACGACGACGACGACGACGAUGAUGGGGACUAUUUCGACCCCAACUCUGGGCCCCCGGUGCCCAUGAUCGAUCCCGACAAUUUUGACAUGAUGAGCGUUACUUCGCGGAAGAAUCGGCAACAUGGGCACAAGCCUUCAGCCGCUCAGUUUCGCAAGAACCCGGAAAUGGACGCCAUGCCGCCUUCAAGGGGAAGUCGCUUUCGACCUAGCUUUGGGAGAAAUCGCUCGAGCCAGAUAGGUCCUCAGAACGCAAGUUUGCGCGAAAAUUUGCUGGAGGAUCCUCUGAUGGGCCUCACCUCCAACCGGUACGGUGCCGUUGACCGCAGUGCAAUGCAACAGGAAUCGAGGGCGAAUUCAAUGACAUCCCAGCGCAUGGAUGACCUUGGUUGGGGCCCAGGUGCAGCUGGGCCGAUGGCAAUGGGCGGGCCGAUGGCAAUGGGCAUGAACGGAGCUUUUCCUCGACGCGCAAGUCAAUCACCGGGAUAUGCUCCGUCUAUGAGAGGAGGCAAUGGCAGGCCCUCGCCGCCCAACGGGCUCGGUGGUCCUGGCGGUUCCGGUGUAAACGGCAGACCGUCCCCUCCGAACGGAGUCCGUCAACCGACGCCGCAGUAUCCUCCUGGCCAGGGCAAUACUGUUGCGCCGCAACAAGUCGAACAGCACGCUGGGCGCGGGCAGUGGUGAAUCCACCAACCUCGACACGCCAUCUGCACACAGCAGCCAAAGUAGCCUUGGGGCCCGCCCUACGAUUGCAGCACGCUAGGGGCGUCGCGUUCCUGGGUAUGGCCUUCUGGGCCGAGCACAGGGGCGGUUACGAUAUCCAAGUAUAUCGACGCUGCGGAACUCAAGCAUCAGAUCAGUUUCUCCCCGAGAGGCCAACUGAUCAGCCGUUCCCGCAUUGUCCAGCCCAAUUUACCUGAGCGGGCAGAUACUGCGGGUCGGGCGAGAGACCUUGCCUUGGACGCCGCAUAGGGCAACGAACGACCUGUUUGCCCACAACAAUCUGCUGCUAACUAGCCGGGUGCCUAUAAUGAAUGGUCUGAGGCGAUGAACACAUGCACACGAACACAUAGACUGGGGCGUUUAAGGCGAACUGGAAGGGGACAUGCCAAAGCAAAGAUCUCCAAUCUUGGGGAAUAACGGAGGGCUUGCGACACAAAAGACGACCGCACAAAGUCACCAACAUAAUAUUAGUGGACAAGAUCCCAGGGAUGAAGCCAGGGAAGGGAUCGAAUCCAAGAGUACAUAGGGGCAUCUUGGCAGGCACGGCCCGGCGGCGAAAGACAGCAUAUCACAACAUACAUAUUUUAUUUCUGGUAAUACAGCAAUCAACACAUUGGAAUCCUCGUCGGCCUCUUCUUCGUCCACAUUCCUUUAUCGCCCAACGGCCCGCCACCUGCCACCCGCCAUCUACCAUCUGCCUGCCUGCCCAGUGCGUUCGAGCACGCCAUGGAAGGCGAGGGAAGGAGAAAUCAUGCGCGAGCAGCCAAUCAGGACCGCCAGGCCCCGGGGGACGAACCGAGGAGGAACGCCCUUGGCCGAGUCAGCAAUGUCAGGAAGUGGCACGAUACGAUCUGCCUCUGUAUAAACAAUUAUGGAAGCCGCAACCACAGUCUCUCCAUCAUCACUCCUUCACUUUUCCUAGUUACCCCUUCUUCGGUUUCCUUGUCUACCUCAUUCUUGCUCAGAAAAGUUUGCAUUUUGACCACAAGCAAGCGAUUGACUACAAUGUACUGGAGGUCUGUCUCAUUAUCUUCGAGUCGAUUUCAUUUGUUAGGAUUAUUCAUUGGGAUAUCAAUUUCGUCCGUGAUAACGAGGGAGUGUCAAUGGUUGGAAUGUGCAUGAAAGGGUUUGAUUUGGUGGUGGUGAUGGUUGGAAUUGAUGAAAUAAUAGACUCAAAGACUCAAUGGGGCUUCGAUUUCCUCUCAUUUUGGUCACAAAAGUCUCCCUGUCCUGAUACACUCGGCAACUGGUGGGCUGUCUGGCUGCCACGAAACAAGCGUCGGGCGAGCUGUAUCCUGCUAAGGUGUUGUUGACGAUCCCUUCAGUUUGAAGGGUCGUUCUGUCGGCGUGGGCGAGGGGCUCGACGACCCGACUCAACUAUCUAAUGUCUAUCAUGGUAAUCCUUCCCAAGGACAGUUAUUCUGGAGGCUUGAAGGAGACAAGGGAGGCUAUAAUAUAUGGGUCGGACUGGGGCGCGUAUAGCAAGCAGUCACUGCCAGGAGCCUGUGGGUCAGCCGUGGUAGGGAUCUAUGCAGAAGAUGUAGGGCAAUCAGAGAUUGUAUCACGUA